Messenger RNA from Daldinia vernicosa, 1088 nucleotides. RefSeq lists its product as uncharacterized. Lineage: Eukaryota; Fungi; Ascomycota; Sordariomycetes; Xylariales; Hypoxylaceae. Bases 315 to 992 code for a protein of 225 amino acids. Gene Ontology annotation, cellular component: membrane. The record is from RefSeq and is a predicted model, not a curated record. The transcript is spliced from 2 exons.
CUACUUUCGCUUCGCUAUCUUCAUUUCUCCUCUUUCGGAUUGCUGGUCAAGGUGUAAGUGCUGUCGCGCUACCUCUAAGCCGAUUUUUGAUAUUACAUUCUUUCGCUAUUAUUUUUGCCACACACUCGUUCGUCGCCUACGACAGCCAAAUUUACUAUACGAGACGCCGGCCGUCAAUAACAUCUCGAAAGAACUAUUACACGUAUUGGGGGGGAUAGAAGGAGGAAGUACCUUUGUGUACUAAGAGACGGGAACACUAGCCGUGUAUUUCCACAACUAAAAUUCUAGGGAUAACAGUUUCGCGAUAAGUCAAGAUGGUGAACAAGGUGCUUGCGACCUUCGUGACCAUGGACGUAUUGUUCGUGGCCAUGGGGGCUAUCAUGUUGGGUUUCUCCGUCAUCGUCCAGCAAACGUGCUUCGAUACGCCGACGGAAGGAAACGAAGCAGCUCGAGAUUUGCUAUACCAGAGGUUUCCUUUUACAGCUGGGAUCGUCAACGCUGUCUUCAUUUUCGUUACCUUCUUAGUUACACUCCCAGCAUUAGCAACGAAUAGCAGGGGUUGGUUAAAGUUGGCUGUCUAUAUGAUCGUGGUCGAUGCCGUUUUCACUAUGGCCAUUGGUGUGGACUUAUGGAUCCUCACCUUGAAGAUGCAGGAAACAUUCCUCCAGAUUUGGCUUUCGCAAUCAUUUCAAGUGCAAGACCUCAUGCAGACGGCUUUCUCUUGCUGCGGCUUUACCAACAGCACUUCCCCUGCUUUCGUUACCGAUGCGACUUGCCCCAGUCCCGCCGCCGCCGCCCUUAUGCGAGGAUGUUCCACCCCUUUAACCUCGUUCGGAAACACAUUCGUGGAUAACAUUUUCACGGCUAUGUUCGGUAUGGUCGGUAUCGACGUCGUCCUAAUUAUGUCUAUCGCCUGUUUAUUGAAGGACCGAAAGGAGCGUGAACGGUACCGCGAUAUCGAUGAGAAGAGUGGUGCCCGAGGCACUUUCUAAACUAGCUGGCUUGGUUAAGAAACUUGCAAAACCGUGCCGGGAAGGAAGAACUUUCAGUUCUCUUAAUACGCUCCGAAUUUGGCGAAGCAGCUUGGA